Arabis nemorensis is the source of this 1518-nucleotide messenger RNA. The record is from the annotation of a GenBank genome assembly. NCBI's taxonomy places the organism in Eukaryota, Viridiplantae, Streptophyta, Magnoliopsida, Brassicales, Brassicaceae.
AUGGCAAUGGCACCAGUAAUAAAGCUGGUUCUAGGCUCAUUAGCCUUUGCAAUUUUCUGGGUUUUAGCUGUUUUUCCCUCUGUACCAUUCUUACCAAUUGGUCGAACCGCUGGUUCUCUGUUUGGUGCAAUGCUAAUGGUUAUCUUCCGAGUCAUAACCCCUGAACAAGCUUAUGCAGCCAUUGAUCUUCCGAUUCUUGGUCUUCUCUUUGGAACAAUGGUUGUUAGUAUCUACCUUGAAAGAGCUGAUAUGUUUAAGUACUUAGGCACAUUGCUCUCUUGGAAAAGCAGAGGACCUAAAGAUUUGCUGUGUCGUGUCUGUCUUGUUUCCGCGGUUUCGAGCGCUCUUUUCACUAACGAUACAUCUUGUGUUGUUUUAACCGAAUUUGUGUUGAAGAUCGCUAGGCAAAAGAACCUCCCGCCUCACCCGUUUCUGCUCGCUUUAGCUACGAGCGCGAAUAUUGGAUCCUCCGCUACUCCCAUUGGGAAUCCGCAGAAUCUUGUUAUCGCGGUUCAAAGCAAGAUUCCGUUUUGGGAGUUUCUUCUCGGUGUUUUUCCCGCGAUGAUUGUCGGGAUUACUGUCAAUGCUUUGCUUCUUCUAGCUAUGUAUUGGCGGUUAUUGUCUGAUCAUAAAGAUGACGAAGAAGAAGAGGAGGAGAAUGUGGUUUCUGAAGUUGUUGUUGAAGAAGAUGUUACAUCUCAUCGGUUUUCGCCAGCUACAUUACCGCAUCUCAGCUCUUUUAGAUCCGAAGAAUUGAACUUGAGAAUGGAUCCUGAGACGCUCAGAAACAGAGCGGUUUCUUCAGGUGAGAGCGAAACCAUAAACCGCUAUUCAAAUGCGUCAAGAGAACAAACCGACGCAGAGUCCCAAGGAGAGAGUACUAGUAAUAACAAUAUGUUCUUCCAAACCAAGAAAUGGAGAAGAGUUUUAUGGAAAGCAAGUGUUUACUUAAUCACACUAGGAAUGCUAAUAUCUUUGCUUAUGGGUUUAAACAUGUCUUGGACUGCAAUUACCGCGGCUCUAGCUCUCGUUGUUCUUGAUUUUAAAGACGCUAGGCCGUCUCUAGAGAAGGUAUCUUAUUCGCUUCUGAUAUUCUUCUGCGGGAUGUUCAUAACCGUUGAUGGAUUCAACAAAACCGGUAUCCCUACGGCUCUAUGGGAUCUAAUGGAGCCAUACGCCAAAAUCGAUCAGGCCAAAGGAACUGCAGUGCUCGCCAUUGUGAUUCUUGUCCUCUCCAAUGUAGCCUCCAAUGUACCGACUGUGCUUUUGUUGGGAGCAAGAGUGGCGGCAUCAGCCGCGGUUGGGGAGGAAGAGAAGAAAGCGUGGUUGAUACUGGCGUGGGUGAGUACGGUGGCUGGAAACUUGACGUUGCUUGGUUCAGCGGCUAACUUGAUAGUGUGUGAGCAGGCUCGUAGAGCAGUGAGCCAUGGAUACACACUCACUUUCACUAAACACUUGAAGUUUGGUUUACCUUCAACACUCAUCGUUACUGCCAUUGGUCUUCUCCUUAUCAACUAA